Messenger RNA from Musca domestica (house fly), 3655 nucleotides. RefSeq names its product LIM domain-binding protein 3-like. The record is from RefSeq and is a predicted model, not a curated record. Gene Ontology annotation, molecular function: actin binding; muscle alpha-actinin binding. Bases 153 to 2807 code for a protein of 884 amino acids. Gene Ontology annotation, biological process: muscle structure development; actin cytoskeleton organization. Gene Ontology annotation, cellular component: adherens junction; Z disc; filamentous actin. Lineage: Eukaryota; Metazoa; Arthropoda; Insecta; Diptera; Muscidae. The transcript has 9 exons.
UAUUCACCGAGAACUCAACAAUAGCAAUCGUCCAAUAUCAAUCUGUCAUUUACUUUGUUUUAGUCGGUUUGGUUACGUCGGAGGUUUUAGUACGAGUUUUUCAUUGAUUGCGGUCAAUACGUUUGUGAAUAGUUUUGAAUCAAUUCAUCAAAAUGGUGAUUGAUAUUAAAAUGUGCCGUUUCGAAAAUGUGCCCUGGGGCUUUACUCUUGUCGGCGGUGCGGAUUUCGAAUAUCCAUUAACGGUGGUGAAGGUUACUGAGGGUAGCAUUGCCCAGGAGGCUGGUCUUAAGGUCGGUGAUGUGAUUGUACGAAUUAAUGAUACACCAACAUCUCCAUUAACGCACGAAGAAUCGCACAAGGUGAUAACGAAAUGCGGUAAUGUUUUCUUCCUGGGAAUCAAAAGGGAAAACGAGGAACAGCAUGUGAAGCCGAAUUACUUUCCAACGACCAACAAAGCUAUACCCACAACUCCAACCAGUUUUCUCGAGGUAACCGAACAACCUCGACUUCCCACAAGUUUUGUAAAUGUUCCUGCAGCUGCUCCUACUCCUGCAAAGCCGGCUGUGGCAGAAAGUUUACCCAGUGAACGACCACCGUCUCCCAUACCACCACUCGGCACUGAACCAUGUUUGGAGGCAAAAUCACCGGUGCCACAUUUAUCGAUUGAGAACUACACGGAAACUUUUGCAAGGGGAAGGUCACCCUCCCCUAUUACACCAACCAGUUUUGUGGCCGUGGUGGCGGUACAAUCAACCGUUAACAUGCCAAAGGUUAGAUCACCUUCUCCCAUACCACCGCUUGGAACUGAACCAUGCUUAGAAGCCAAAUCUCCAGGACCAUACCUUAUGACGGAACAGGCCUCUGAAUCAUUGACAAGAGUAAGAUCUCCAUCCCCAAUACCUGCAAUCCGCACCGAACCCACUUGGGAUUCAACCUCUUUGCUACCAACAACCAAUGCAGAACAAUCGUUGACCAAUCGACGUUCACAAUCCCCGUUUACUCGUCAAACUUUGGAAUAUCGUCCGUCGACUGUCUUUUUGCAAGAUCCUUUGGAAUUCCGGCCAUCGCAAUCUCCCAUACCAUUUUCUCCAUACUUGGAAGCUGGCGAAACAAAUGAAUCUGCUGAAGACAAUGAACAGCAAAACGACGGCACCCAAGAAGCGGGCAAUGCUGACGAUCAGUACGUAGGAGAUCAGGACGAUAGGCCCUGCUCGGUAUUGUCCGAGGAAAGUGAACGCAAAUUGGUAGAAGAAGAAAUUGCUGCCGUUCUAGCAGAUGCCUCGGAAAUAGCUGCCAAUGAGCUUAACCAUCCAGGAAUUAAUAUUUAUAGGCUGUAUCCGAAACCAGGCGUAUGCAUGAGCAGUCAAGUGUUGCGUACUCUCAGCGAAGAGGCAUCCAAGACCAAACUUGAAAAGGAGAAGGAGAAUCGUAGGUGGACCACGUUUUUGCAAAAACCAGAUCGUCCCAUACCGAAGAGUAAACAACAGCUGGAGGCUGAAAGGCGUGCUGCAAAUGCUUACAAAGUGAAAAUUGUAAAGGGUGCACCAAGGUCAUCCCGUUCGGUGACACCAGUACCGCAGCCAAAACCGGAACCUGAUAAGGAACCGACGCCUCCACCUCCAGUUGAAGAACCCCAACCGGAACCAGAACCUGAACCCGAACCAGAGGCUCCAACCCCAGUUGAUACCGAGGUACCCAAUUUGGAAGAAACUAUUUCCAAAGAUGACAUCGCAAAUGCAGAUGAGUCCUCAAGCAACCAGCCAGAGGAGGAGAUUGAAAAAUCCGACAAAGAAAAAGAGACCACUCCAGAAAUGAAAGAAAUGGAAUGCCCACAGGAGGACAAUAAAGCUAACGAGCCAGAAGCAGAAGAAGUAAGCAAUGUUGCCGAAGUUGAAAAAACUGAAGAAGAAUUAGCUUUGGAACGGCAAUUGGUUGAUGUUCAACGUCAAUUGGCUGCCCUUUCCAACCUUCCCAGUACCAUACAAUCGACAUUGGAUACCGUGACACGUCAAUUGGCAGAUUUAUUACCCUCAUUUAAAUUACAACAAGAAAAGCAAAAAUCCCCGGAGGCACGUGAAAUCAGCUUGGAAAGAAACGAUGAACCACAGCAAUUGACCAACGAAGAAGACAAUGCAGAUGGUAAAAAUACGGAUAUUAAGGCGAAUGACAACGAAUCAGAUAAAUGUCAUGAAUCAGGAGAGAAGGAUGAUGGUAGCAACAUCAAUGCCCUCAGCCAACAGCAAGAGCAGGAUAAUAAAGCCAACGAACAAAUUGCGAAUGACACUAAUGAAGCGCGUGAUACAAUUGACAAGAAUCCAAUUAACCAAAAGGAAGUGACUUCCACCUUCAGCUCCGGGACGGUUUCAGAGGAGACCCAACAGAUGGAGGAUGAACAGAAAUUAAAAAAACAAAAGGACCACAAACACGAAGUCAUUGGCGAGCUGGAGGAACAUUUGGAGCGCAAGAGUAAUCCUAAGCGGUCAAAACGAGCUUUUGGGCCCUUAACACCAGCCUCGGAUCGUCCCUUGGUAUUGCCCGGUGGUCGUCGCUGGUAUCGUCCUAAGGAUGCCUACAAUGAUGAAUUCAUUGCCGAGAUAUUAAGUGCUCAGGCAGAGCUUAUUACCGGCUCCACUUUGGGAGUCAACUUUUUAAAGUAUCAAAAGCCCGAAAAGAAAAUCGACUUGAAUAGAAGUGAAGUGUACAAAGUAGUACAUCAUUUGGACCGACAGCCUGUGCGCGGAAUUGAAGUGCGGGCACCCGUCGUACCAUCAGAAGCAGAUAUCAGAGCAGCAGCACAGUCUUCCUAGGAAGUUCUGUCCAUUACAACAUCAAAUAAACAUCAGCACACACACACACACAUGCACACAUUGGCAUGCACAUUUAUUAUAUACACUGGGGUGUAUCGUAGAUACACAAUUUCUGCAGCAAAUAUUAAAUAGAGAAUUACUAUUGUACAACCAACCACACCCAGCUAAAAUGGUGCACAACUUCAGCUCGCCUUGCCUUACAACCCAGAUUGCAUUCAGCUGUACUCCUGCAUAUUUGUGUUAGUGUGUCCUACUGAUUGAACGUAUGAUAUGAGUGUGCGUGUGUGUGUGUGUAUAAAGUAUAUACUUAAACAUGAACAAAUGCUUGUGUGUAUGUACAUUAGAUCAAUUGCCUGGUAAGGCAUUAUGUGGUUAAAGGCACAGAAACAACUUGGCAUGGAGAGACAGACGGAUGUUUGGUCGUAUGGUCUUGUACCAAAAGAUGGACGUUCAACUGGAUGGAUGGAUGGAUAGAUGGAUUGGAUUGCAUUCGAUUCAAACCCAAAAGUAAAGCCACAAUUGCAAAGACUUGUCUUCGGCACACAUUCGAACCAACAUGCAAGCUGCAUAUGUAUACAUACAUACAUCACACAUCAAACAUUGAAGAGGAAACUUUACUGGAUUUCUGUCGUCAUACUUGUGCACUCAGCUGCUCUUGUGUUCGUUUUUACAUUUCAUUCUUUUCUCAAUUCGAUUGGAGUUUUCGUUUUUAUUUUUGGUUGCCUUGGCAAAGAUACAAAUACUUAGGUCUCGUCCUGCUUCUCACACACAUCAAAUGUAAAGAAAUUUGAAACAUUUUUAAAUAUAAGUUUUGUCAAAAAUAAAGCAGCAUAAACCAACUACAACAA